UCUUCUCUUCUCAGGCUGUGAAUCCUUACAAAGCUACUUCUCCACCUGCCUUGAUAAAUCACGCUGAGAAUGUGGAGAUGAAUAAAUCCUCGCGGGACAAAGACAACCGCACUCAGCAAAAGGAGAUGAACGAUGAGCUCUUGAAGAGGAUUACUGACAGCAAAGCUCAACCUCCUGCUCGCAACUUCCGGGUGGAACACCCCACCAGAACGUUGCCCAUUACUUAUGAUUCUCAGCCGUUCGAGAUUCGAUGCUGGCUCAAUGCUAAGGGCUUCUCCAGGCCGGUAGUGGACUGUCUGGGCAUACUGACGGGAGCUCAGCUCUUCUCUCUGAGUAAGGAUGAACUGAAGGCAGUGUGUGGUGAUGAGGGCUCUCGAGUCUACAGCCAGAUCAGUGUGCAGAAAGCACAGAUAGAGAGGAGCUAUGGAAACUCGGAGCUAGAGGAAAUCAUGAAGCGACGGCAGCGGGAGGUGGAUGCUUUUACUUGGGACUGAUUGCGCUCAAACUGCCUGUCAGUCACAGCACAUUUCCGUCCGUUUCCUUCAGCUCACCUAACAUACUCCACAGAUUUAUCAGAGUUGAAAUGGAGAACACAGACGCUGUCAAUUGCUUGUCUAAACUAAUAGAAACCAAACCGAACCGGGCAACACAAUACGAAUCUCAAUGUUUAUUUAUGCUAAUCAUUUAGUAUUUAAUCAUAUUUAUUUGCCUGUCUGUUUAUUGAAGUCUAUUUGCCAAUAUAUUUAGUGUGUAUAUAUAUAUAUUCCGUAUAUUCCUCCUUAAAAUAUAAAUAAUACAUAUAAGAUGCACAUUAAUAUGUGAACAAGAAUAAUUAAAGCUCACAAAUACCUCUUAUAUACUAUAUGUUAUAUGGCUGCACGACUGGUACAUGAAGAGUGUGACAAUACAGGGGCUUGUAUAUAACACAAUAAAGAUUUUAUCAGCAUUAUUAUGCCUCAUUUGCAUGGAUACCAAUAGGAAGGUGAGGAAGCUGCAAUGAAUAGUUUGCCGCUGGAAAUAAUAAGGAGAUGAACAGAUUAUCAGCCGGCCAUGUUCCAAAAGGUAGCAAGAGCAAUUAAAUUUUAGGGUGGUGGUGGUGGGUGUUAGGUGUUGGGAGGAUGAUGGGGGAACUCAUUUGGAGGAGGAGGAACAGAAGCUGGUGAGUCAAUUGUCACAUGCAUCAACAGCAUGUUGCAUAAUCUCAGUGGAUUGUGAUUGCUGAUCUCUGACAGACUGAUGACUAAGUUGCUCCAGCCAUCAACAUGUAAAUGUACAGCACGUGACAGGAGUCUUGCCACUCACCGCCUAAGGCAUACAACUCUAACAUAAAGGCAGCAUUUAAGCCUUCCACAAAUCUCCUGACUGAAUGCGUUUACUUCUGACAGACAGCUUUCCUUGCACUGGAAGCAAAGCGGUGACUUUGUCAUGUCACUGCUUCUUGUCUAGACUGCAAACGUUUUAGCUGGUAUUGUCCCAUCAUGUUCGGUAUGAGUCAAAAUGACCUCUAUCUCUCUUUCAGCAAAGCACUCAGUAAGAGGCAGUGAGAGGGAGUGGUCAUGUAUUGUCACAGUGAUUCAUGACACAAAGUGAUUUUUAACGAUGGGAUUUUUCAAAAAGACCAUCCAAGGAAGGAUAAAUACCCAGCUUCGGCUGGUUUAAUGCAGCAGAACUACUGUAACGAUGCAUGUCAAGUGUGUCUGAGAUUUUACAUGUGUUGUGCUUAAAGUGACUGCCAGAGAUUCAUAUACAUGCUCCAGUGAGUUGAGCUCAAACCCGUUCAGAAGAUUAAUAUAUUGCCCCAAUAAUACCUUGACUGAAUUCUAUAACACACUGUGAGAUAAUGUGUUCUCCAUGUCGGAUUGUCAGGUGGAAAAAAAUGAUGCAAGUGUAGGGUAAGGAAGCUUUAUUGAUGAAGCUAGAACUCAGAUCCAAUCGACAGGCAAAUGCAUAAACAUGGCAAAGUAAACAACAUGAACUAGAUUUGGCAAGAAUCAGUGAACAGUAACAAUAAAGCAGAAUGGAAGGCUUGGUAUAGACUGGCAACUAGAACAUAGAGCAGUACUUCACAAGGAAUGUAUGUGUGUUGAGUCCUUAAAUAGUGUGGCAGCAACUGUGCACAUACACUAUGUAUGUCAUCAAUAAGAUGGUGAAGAUGAAUGUGAAAGUGUUUGGGGUGGUUGGGAAUUAUAGUCAUUAGUGAUCAUACACUAUAUUGUCAAACGUUUUGGGACAUCUACCUUUACAUACACAUGAAUUUAAUAUGGAGUUGGCCUGCUCUUUGCAGCUAUAACAGGUUCACCUCUUCUGGGAAGGCUUUCCACAAAGUUUAGGAAUAUGUUUAUGGGAAUUUUUGACCAUUCCUCUAGAAGCGCAUUCGUGAGGUCAGGCACUGAUGUAGGAUGAGAAGACCAUCCCAAAGGUGUUCUAUUGGGUUGAGGUCAGGAAUCUAUGCAGGCCAUUCAUGUUCCUCCACACCAAACUCACUCAUCCAUGUCUUUAUGGACCUUGCUUUGUGCACUGGUGUGCAGUCAUGUUGGAACAGGAAGAGGUCAUCCCCAAACUGUUCCCACAAAGUUGGGAGCAUGAAAUUGUCCAAAAUGUAUUGGUAUACUGAAGCAUUAAGAGUUCCUUUCACUGGAACUAAGGGGCCAAGCCCAACCCCUGAAGAACAACACCUGAAUUCAGUUAUUUGGAGGGGUGUCCCAAAACUUUUGCCAAUAUAAUAUAUCUGUAGGCCAUGUGGUGAUUAGGGAAGUGAAGCUUAAUGUUGACACAGGUUCUAUUCUGUUUAAGUGCAAAAAAAUUGGUUGCAUAAACAAAAAACACCUGCAAAAUCUGCUUAAGGUAUUAAGAAUAUUUUUUCCAUCCAUUAGCAUGUUUCCUAGACAUUGCCACUAGCAUAGCUGUCGUGUGAGCUUUACGUAAUCAUCUCCUAACCUCCUGCUGUUAGUUUUAGAUGUGCUUAGCAGCAAU
Messenger RNA from Hemibagrus wyckioides, 2973 nucleotides. It is a transcript of the gene eps8b, whose product is annotated as epidermal growth factor receptor pathway substrate 8b. Gene Ontology annotation, cellular component: plasma membrane; vesicle; ruffle membrane. Lineage: Eukaryota; Metazoa; Chordata; Actinopteri; Siluriformes; Bagridae. The transcript has 4 exons. Gene Ontology annotation, biological process: positive regulation of ruffle assembly; regulation of Rho protein signal transduction; Rho protein signal transduction. Gene Ontology annotation, molecular function: actin binding. The record is from RefSeq and is a predicted model, not a curated record. The coding region runs from base 78 to 494 and encodes 138 amino acids.